CUUAGUAGGAGUAUAAAUUCUUCUUUCUGGGGUUUAUGCCUUUUUCCCCAAAACAGCGAGUGAAGAAAAAAUUUCAGUGAACUCUAGAAGAGAAAAUCGAACUUCCCCAAAUCUUUUGGAACGGAGCAGCGAUCGGAGCAAAGACAGUGGGUGGUAGUGAAAGAGUAGAGGAAGAAUCAAGAAUGGGAAGCCAACCUGCACAAAUUCCGACCAGUUUUGGGCAUGAACUGAGAGCUUGUCUCCGUUGCCGUCUUGUUAAAACUUAUGACCAGUUUAGGGAAUCAGGAUGCGAGAACUGUCCUUUCUUCAAGAUGGAUGAAGAUCAUGAGCGUGUAGUGGACUGCACUACUCCAAAUUUUACUGGUUUAAUCUCUGUCAUGGAUCCAACGAGGAGUUGGGCAGCUCGAUGGCUUCGAAUUGCACGGUAUGUCCCUGGUUGUUACACACUUGCUGUAUCUGAGGCACUUCCAGAAGAUUUGCAGAAUCUUUGUGAGGAUGAACAUAUCCCGUAUGCUCCUCCAAAACGCAUCUGAUCCAACAAACCAGCAAUGAAAACAUCAGCAGAUUUUGGGUUUUGACAUGGGAAGUACUCCCAUUUUGCAGCGUCAAAGUAAAUCCCGGGACAAAUGUUAUGUAAUUAAGAUAACGAAUUACUGAAAUUAUCAUUAACCCCCCUAAUCUGGAAACUAAACAUGUUUUAUGUCUGAAUAUCUCUCUGUUAUCUGUGUUUGCAUGCUCAUCUGGUGAACUCUCAUGUAUUGAUGUUGUGUUUAUGUGACACUAAAAUUUUGUGGAGA
Messenger RNA from Solanum tuberosum (potato), 797 nucleotides. RefSeq names its product transcription elongation factor SPT4 homolog 2-like. Gene Ontology annotation, cellular component: nucleus; DSIF complex. The coding region runs from base 183 to 533 and encodes 116 amino acids. The transcript has 5 exons. NCBI's taxonomy places the organism in Eukaryota, Viridiplantae, Streptophyta, Magnoliopsida, Solanales, Solanaceae. Gene Ontology annotation, molecular function: RNA polymerase II complex binding; zinc ion binding. The record is from RefSeq and is a predicted model, not a curated record. Gene Ontology annotation, biological process: regulation of DNA-templated transcription; transcription elongation by RNA polymerase II; transcription elongation-coupled chromatin remodeling.